CAGACGGUGAGUGGUGAUCUGUGACCUUUAGAGCGGCAAGAUUAGCGUUUAUUUCAAUUUGUGCUUGGUUUGAAAGUACUUUAGAUAUAAGACUGACGUGUAUAGUGUCAGUGUAGAAAUGUAAAUAAAUUAUUUGGUUAUGUGCUAAAUUCGCAAACAUCGCGGUUAUCUCGGCGCGCAACGGCUGAUAGGCUAGCGUUGUUAGCUUAUUCAAACUUCGCAACGAAAAUUAUGUUUUCACUCAGUGCGCUGUAAAUGUGAAACGACGUCUGCUUGUAGUAAUCUAAUUCCUAUUACGAUCUGUAGUGAUUUUACGAAAGUAAAUGUACACAAUACUUUUGAGAGAAUAUGUAUUGUUUGGUCGACGAAGCGUGCUAGUUAGCUAGCAUUUUUCACACGAGGCCGUGGUUUAUAGGUGUGUAAUAAACCGAAUUGUUUUUUGUUAGUAGUAAACCGUAUUGGUUAAAUAUUGUAACAUCGGUAUAAAAAUGGAACAUUCUAUAUACGUUUUCGAAUCGUAAGGCAUUAAAAUUUCUUAUUUGCAUAAGAAACUGGUUUGACUAGCUGGCUUUUCAGGAAAUGCGAAUGCCCCCAUUGGUAUGGAAUAACCCGUUUCGAUUUCGCUUCAGCUCAAGUUUCAUGUUCCAGUUAUUCUGUUGAACGCAGCGUUGAUUUUAACAACUCGUAAGACUUGAGGGAUAGUUCACCAAAAUGAAAAUUGUCUCAUUUACUCAUCCUCAUGCCAUCCCUGAUCUGUAUGACUUUUCAUCUGCAGAACGCAAACGAAAACUGAAUAAAGAAUAUCUCUGCUCUGUAGGUCCUUGCAAUACAAGUGAAUGGCGAUGAGACCUCAGAAUGUCCAAAAAGGACAAAUGCAGCACCAGUAGUUAAAUCCAUGUCUUCAGAACAGGAUGAUGGGUGUGGUUGAGAAACGAUCAAUAUAUGUCUAAUUUUUUUUUUUACUGUAACUCUGACCAGCCCCAACCAGUAGGUGGUUGAAUGUAAAAAGUCACUUCCACACCAGAAUGUGACUAGAUUUACAGUAAUAGUAAUAAUAAAAAUCUAGCUUAAAUAUUGAUAUGUUUCUUAACCACACCUAUCAAAAUUCUUCAGAAGAUAUUGAUUAAACCACUGGAGUCUUAUGGAUUAGUUUUAUGCUGCCUUUCUGUGCUUUUUGCACCUUCUGAGUUCUGGUCAUCAUUCACUUGCAUUGUGAGGCCCAGCAGAGCUGAAUUAUUCUAAAAAUCACCUGUAGAAGAAAGUCAUGCACAUCUGGGAUGAGGAUGAUGCAAUGAUGAGAGAAUUUUCAUUUGGGCGAACUAUCCCUUUAACGCAGCCCUAAUUUAUUUAGUGUUGCUGGUGACUGAAUUUAAUGUGUCUUCUGUUCUUGACCGUAUUUUUCAGGCUCUUGAGUAACACAACCAAAAUGGUGAAGAUCUUCAUUGGCAACCUGCCUCAGCAGGCAGAAGUAGAAGAAAUAAAGUCUCUGUUUACGCAAUAUGGAAAUGUCACUGAGUGCGCCAUCAUCAAGAAUUUUGCCUUCGUUCACAUGGAUGAUCGCAAAAGUGCAACAAAAGCCAUCCGAAACCUGCAUUUGUACAAGCUGCAUGGAACACCCAUCAAUGUUGAAGCAAGUCGUGGCAAGAGCCAGGGCCCGGUGAAGCUUCAUGUGGCCAAUGUGGAGAAGGGAUCCAAUGAAGAGCUCCAAGCAUUGUUCGAAGAGUAUGGUACUGUUAGUGAAUGCGCGAUCAUCAAGAACUUCGCCUUUGUGCACAUGUGCAACUCUGAUGAGGCCAUGGAUGCUAUCAAGGGCUUGGACAAUACUGAGUUCCAAGGCAAAAGAAUUCAUGUGCAGAUUUCAAAGAGUCGACCAAGAGGGGAUGAAGACGAUGGCUUCGGCCCCCCAGACAGAGGAUAUUGGCCACCCCGUUUCCCUGGUGAUCGUCCCGAGCCACCUGGUCCUCCUAGAGGUCGCUUUGGCUAUCCCCCUGGCCCCCCUCCUCCACCACCACCACCCCCCAGACGCCCCCCAUACCCAGAACGUGCAGCAUCUGCAUAUGACCGUGAUGGAUAUGGUGUCGUCGACUAUUAUGAGAAGUAUCGUGCUCGCCCUUAUGGUGCAUCCUCAUAUGAGGAACGACGUCCUAGUGGCAUGCCCCCUCCGCCCCCCUCAUCUGCCGUUAUGAGAGAGCGAAUGGCUGGCAAUGGCCUUGACCCUUAUGAACGACGCCCCCUCCCGCCCCCACCAUCCUCAUUCUUUGCCCGGGACCGCAGUCCUAUCAGACGUGCUCCUCCUGCCCCUCCAGCACCCGCAGGCAACGGUUACUCGUACGAGCGCUCGCGUCUCUCCCCUCUCUCCAUGUCUCGGAACCCGAUGUACAGCAUGCCUCGACCCAGAGACCCCUACGCUGAGAGGGCGCCACCUCCACCUCCUGCGCGUUACGCGUAUUAAAGUGAAUCUCUGCGCUUUUGUAACCCAAGGUGUAAAUUAUUCCAGAUCGUCGUCGUCUCCAGGUGCCCGUGAUGCGAUACGUCGUUGUCUGCCAGAGCGCGUUUCGUUCGCCUGCGCACCAUAGUGGAAGAAUUCUGUCGCGGACUGCACAAAACAAACGCUUUUACACGCAUAAAAUUCAUUCUCUUGCUAAAUUGUUAACUCUGCAUUUCUUUUUGUUCUGCUUGUGUUUUAGUUUUUGAAAGGUAAAGAGUACAAAAAAAAAAAUAGGUUAACUUGGUGGUUUGGUCAAAGCUGUUAAAGGGACGUAUACAAAAAUUUCUUUCAACAAAUUUCUGUGUUACUCUGUAUUUUUUUGUUUUUGUUUUUUGUUUUUUAUAAAUAUGCUUAAGCGUAUCGUUUGUUAUUAAACUAUAACGAGCGCAAGGAAUUGGUUUUGGUACAAAGCCCACAAUACAUCUGUGUUAACCGAAUUGUUUUUAUUAGGCCUUUGUUAAAGCCUGAAAUGAGCAGAUACACGUGCGCCAUGCAAGUAUAAAUAUCUCCGCUGCAAUAUAACUUUUAGUCUACUGGCUUUUGUGAAAUUGUGUUUUAGUUUGAAUUUUAAUUGCAGAGUAUAGUGAUUCAAGAACUGUGUACCGUUUUUCUUUCUUAAGAACACUUGAUUAAAACAUUUUAAUAAAGACUGGAAAUUGGGUGCGUCGUUUUACUUGCCAAGCUUUUUAAAGAUGAAAGUAAAACUUCAAAACAUUUUAGUGAUUGUAUAUCGCUAUGCAGCCAUAGAACUGCUUGUGCCGCGAAAUUUAAACGAGCGCCAUGAUAACUCGUAUUACCAUUCCUAGUCUGUGUACAUUGUCAGUUUGAUUUGCCAUUUUGACAUCACUAAUUGGAUAGACUUUUAAAUGUUAUCAAUCAUUGGUCCUUUUUGACUGUUUGCACUUAAUCUAUAAAGGUUUAAUUUGAACCAGGUAAGUCCCCUGAUGUAUUAAAUGUCUUCACCGCAGCAUGCCUUUUUCUUGCUGGCAACUUGAUUGUUUCAUGGUGCAGCUGUUCACCUAAUGCUGCCCAGACUUGCAGUCACAGAGUACAGACAUUUAUCUCUCUUGAUAAACAAUCUAUAUCAAAUGUUUUGGUUGCACUUCAUGAUGACCUCUGGUGAAACUUAAUGGUAAGUUCUGUUUGAAAUUCAUGCACAAUUCUAUGCAUUCUCCCCAUCCAUGUAUGAAGUUUGCAAUAAAACAUUUAUAUUUGGCAA
Messenger RNA from Myxocyprinus asiaticus (Chinese sucker), 3707 nucleotides. Its product is annotated as RNA-binding protein 4B-like. The transcript has 3 exons. Lineage: Eukaryota; Metazoa; Chordata; Actinopteri; Cypriniformes; Catostomidae. Gene Ontology annotation, cellular component: nuclear speck. Gene Ontology annotation, biological process: mRNA splicing, via spliceosome. Bases 1373 to 2452 code for a protein of 359 amino acids. Gene Ontology annotation, molecular function: mRNA binding. The record is from RefSeq and is a predicted model, not a curated record.